AUGUGCGUUACAGAAUUUGGCUCUUCGGGAUCGCAAUUCAAAGCACGUAACAUAGUGGAUGAGUUCAAUGAUUUCCGGGAACACUACUACGCUGCAAACCCGAAGCCCACUAAUAAGUGGGCUUUCUCUUUCAUGCGCGAUUUUGUCCAAACCCACGAAUUCAUUGGUGACGAUGAAAAGUUCUGGGUACCGAGGAAGCGUCUUCAAGAUAUCUCAAGUACACCAUCCCUCCGCAACGGGACCCAUACGCCAAAGGCGGCUAUGACACUAUUGUCAAUUAGAUUACAGACAGUAUUAUCGCGUAUAGACGCCUCUUUAGUAGGGAGCAUCACAGCCUCAUCUAUCCUGCUACACCACAGUAUCAAACCAGACUCAGAAUGGCCGGUCUUAGCCCAUGCUUUUCUUGCUAUCAAUCUUCAUCUCAUCAAAGGAUCCAAGAUUUUGUGCAUCCUUCUCAGUCCGCCAGUCGUCCACGAAAUAGAAAUGAUGGAGGAUCAACAAAAUAUUUUCGAAUAUCUGGAACCACUCCUCGAGCUCUUCCGUGUUGGGCUAUACAAAGUGCUUCCUCCCAUAGUUGAUUUCAAAGUAACGAAAUAG
Aaosphaeria arxii CBS 175.79 is the source of this 597-nucleotide messenger RNA. RefSeq lists its product as uncharacterized. The transcript is spliced from 2 exons. NCBI's taxonomy places the organism in Eukaryota, Fungi, Ascomycota, Dothideomycetes, Pleosporales. The coding region runs from base 1 to 597 and encodes 198 amino acids. The record is from RefSeq and is a predicted model, not a curated record.